GCCCCUCACACACUCAUGCUCAUAGACAGACCCGUACAGCCUUAGUCCCACAAAGAAACACCAGUGGAUAAAAGAGAAAUUACAGUAGAGUAAUAUGGACGUGUAAAAGCUGGUUUUGAUGAUCACAUUGCAUUGCCAAACAGCUUUUGGGGAUAUGAACACAGUUAUUGGCACAGACAAUUCAGAAAUUCUGCAAUGAAAUCACACUCUAAGUCAGUGAUUUCAACAGUCAGGAUCUGAUUCUACAAGAGGUCAGUGGAUUUUUCAAAGACUGGGGCACAAUUUCCUGAAAAUACAUUUCUUGCAGCUUUAUCUAAAUGAAUUCAGACUCUGUUGCAAUGACAGAUCUCUUUGAAAAGAUGCAUAAACCGGAGACAGUGUGCAUCUUUGGAACGGGUGAUUUUGGACGCUCGCUGGGGCUCCGUUUGCUCCAGUCAGGAUACAGUGUUGUCUAUGGAUCCCGGGACCCUAAAAACUCUCUGUUGUUGCCUAAGGGGUCAAAGGUCAUGACUCAUGCAGCAGCAGCUUGUGAAGCUCAUGUGGUGUUCGUGGCUGUGCAAAGGGAGCACUAUGGAUUUUUGAGCUCCCUGGUUUCAGAUCUUGAAGGAAAGGUGCUGGUAGAUGUCAGCAAUAAUCUCAAGAGGGGUCUGUACCCAGAGUCCAAUGCAGAAUACCUGAGCAGGCUGGUUCCAGGGGCGACGGUAGUCAAAGCCUUCAACACCAUCUCUGCCUGGGCACUGCAGUCUGGAGGACUAGAUGCCAACAGACAGGUACUUCUCUGUGGAGACCGUUCUGAUGCUAAACAGCAAUUGAUGGACAUUGCUCAAAGUCUCGGUUUCACUGCUGUGGACAGAGGCUCCCUCCGGGUGGCUGCUGAUUUAGAAGAUCUGCCAUUGCAACUCUUCCCUCUCUGGAGACUUCCUCUCAACAUCGCCAUUUGUUUAACAGCUUUCAUAUUCUUCUACGCGCUCACAAGAGAUGUUAUCUAUGAGCGUGUUACCAAUGGUAAAGACAUUGCUUUUCGAAUAAUGAUCUCGCUGGCCAACAAGGCCUUUCCCAUCGUUUCUCUGGUGAUGCUGUCCCUCUGUUACCUGCCGGGCGCGAUGGCUGGAUUUCUGCAACUAUAUAAUGGCACCAAGUACCGUCGCUUCCCUGAUUGGUUGGAUCGCUGGAUGCUGUGCAGGAAGCAGCUAGGUCUACUAGCGCUGGCCUUCGGUUUUCUGCAUGUUCUCUACACUUUAGUUAUACCCAUCAGAUACUAUGUACGCUACAGGAUAAAUGUCUAUACUAUAUCACUGGUAAAAGAUAAUACAACCUAUGAGUUUGACAACACGGCAGCCUGGCGUUAUGACUCCUACUACUCCAUGGGAAUUCUUGGAUUUGGGCUGUUUGUCCUACUAGGAAUUACAUCCCUUCCAUCUGUGAGCAAUUCCCUUAACUGGAGGGAGUUCAGUUUCGUACAGUCUAAACUAGGCUACAUCACCCUGCUGCUCUGUACUGCUCACACAUUUUUGUAUGGCUGGGACAGAUUUUUGAAACCUUCAUCAUAUAGGUGGUGGACGCCUCCAGCAUACAUGUUGUCUCUGGUGGUCCCCUGUGUGGUCCUGAUUCUAAAGCUUAUCCUGAUCACUCCAUGCGUGGACAGCAAGGUCACCCGUAUCCGUCAAGGCUGGGAGAGACAGGGCAAGACUUUAGCAAACGGCAGAGAUACAAAGACAAACCAACCACUCAUGGCGUAACCAUCUUUAAACUUCAUGAAAACUGUGAGUUGGACUUGCCGCAUACUCUACUAAUGAUAGUGUUUUAAAAUGGUUCAAUGAAAAAGGCUGCAAUGGAAAAAGUGCAGAGAACUGAGACUAAAUUGAGCAAUUGACUUUGGACUUGACUUGGACUCAAAAUUAAAGACAACAUACAUCUUUCGGUCUACAAGAAAGGAGAAAUAUUUCCUCUUACUACAGGCAUUGGGCCUUCAUUGGCAUUCAUUAAAUAUUCGUAAAUAUAUGAGUAAAUUCUAAUUAAUUUACGAGUAAAAAAGACCUUCCCAAAAAUUCUUCUCCAGAUUCACAAAUACUCUGUAAAGUUCAGAUUUGAUCUUUAAAUUUGUGCUUGUUUUUGAGUUAGCAUAUUCACUGCAUAUUGAAUUACAUCUACACAAAUUAUGGUGUGGAUUCCUUUGAACUCUAUUCUCAGGUUUAGCAAGUUAUAUUGUAUAAAUACAUAAGAGACUAAUAGGCUAUAUGUCUAACAAUAAAUUGAAAAUUAACAUGAGUUUUUAGCUAGCGGACAUAAUGCAUGUUGCUCUUCUGAAAACGACCAGCUGGUGGUGCUUGAGAGAGCUUUGGAGGCACUGCAUUUUUCUGGAGUGACGCUUUGUUUGCUAUUAUUUGGAAUAUUCGUGGCAGUAACAUUUUAUGAGUAUCUUAUUUUGAAGAAUAUUGGUGAAUAUAAAAAUGCAGUAACCAGCAAUAUUAACUUCCCCAUUGUUGUGUUGUACAAGUACGAUGGUUGGUCAAUGUAGUGUUUGUCCCGCCCCUCCUCCACUGUGAUUGGACGGCUGUGUAAAAAAAGGGACAGUGACGAGCUCUGCAUUCUACCAAAUGUAAAAGAGUAAAAAAUGACAGUACAAAUUAGCUUGUUAAAUAUCAAUAUAAUACAUAAAAAUGCAGUGUCAUCAGUUUGUCUAAAAGAAUACAAAACAUUUGAAUGUUUUAUGCACCAUUGACACAUGCUAGGGAGCAGGUGCAAAUUUAUUUCGUACUAACUAACAUUUUCAAAAUAUGCACUUUUUCAUGAAUCCGAAAAAUUAAUGAAAACGACUUUCUGUAUGAUUUACAAGAAAAAAAUUCUGCUCGUGUUUUUUGGGAGGCCAAAUGGUCCCUACUUUGGCAACUGAUAAUGAAUACAAUAUUCAUUUUAUAAGAUAAUAGGUGAUAACAGUAGCCACUGAAUGAUUCUGAUUAAUUCAAGGAUUCAUUAAAAUCCCCUUAAUUUAGAAUCAAAACAAGUUAUCUUCAUGAAUAUUUCAUUGCAGUCACUCCAACGAUUCGUUCAAAACACUGAUUCAUUCAGUAACACUGAUUCAGAUAUUCCCUACUGCACAACCCACGUGUGUGUGUGUGUGUGUGUGUGUGUAGUGCAUCACAACACAACCAAUCUAUAUCAUCUGUGUUCAUGUUAGAAAGCGUCAAUGCCCUUUAUAGUAUACAAAGGCAGCAAUGAUGGGGCUGUUACUUGUCUCUUUUAUUACCUGCUUCCUCUGGGCUAUUUCCUCUCAAGAGCCUCCCAGUGGGCUUUUCCCUUUAGAUAUUAUCGAUCCAAAACUGAGCAGCAACUUACUUCUUGAUCUUUUUCUAGGUCUGGGCUUUCCUGUCUGCUCAUCUUUCUCUCUCUUGUGAAGUAUAAAGGAACUGUCAAUCACAUUGGCAUUCACUGGUGGACGCUGGCCCUUUCUGUUUAGUGCUUUUAUGAAGAAUUGCAGGCUGCUAAGAGUGUAGCUUGGACAAAAGUAGCAAGACUCAUUUUAUGACAAAUAUUUCUGAAAACCUGUGGGCGCACCUUUGAAGAAAAAUAAUAACUUCACUUAUUCAGAACACAACAGUCAGUGUGUUUAUCAAUAAUUAUUGGAUAUUCACUUUGAUUUUAUUUGUGUGUGACAUAUAUAUCAAAUUACAAAAAAAGUCAUAGCACUCUGAAAUUUAUAUUUGCAUUAUUUAAAAAAUAAUUAUUAUUAUGCAUGGAAAUUUGGAAGGUCUUAGUCAUCACUAGCAAAAUCAUGCUGAAAACACAUUUCAAAUAAAACUGUUUGUAUCUGUUUGGACAAAUUAAGGAACACUUUAUUGGUUUUAUUGAAUUGUGUUGAAUGCAAUCAAGAUGUUUGAUCAGGUUUUAGGCAUCUUAAACUGUCCCUCCUCCCUUGUUAUAACUAAAUUACAGAUGCAUGUCUAAUAUCCACUUCUGGUUUAAAGAGUGUUAUCACCUCUGCUGUCUUCUCCAACACUAGCAGGGACAGUUGUCAACUUUUUCAUUGAGCUUUGAAGAGAUUGAGGCUUGGGAGGAAUGAUUCCCCCAUCCCCAGGAGGAGCCAUUAAUCGUGACCCAGACAUACUCAAAAGCACAAUACACAUAGGAAAGAACAUUGACUCCAUUGAUUCACAAUCAAAAUGUUCCCAAAUGUAUAUAGUGUAUUCCUGUGUUGUAUGCAUGUUAUAGUAGCUUAGUUAUAACUCUCUAGAACUGUAGUGAAGCUCCAAUUAUUUGGAUCUAGACAUAUGAAUGUAUCUCUGCCUUUAUGUUUUAUAAACUGUGCAUAUAAGGUAUCAAAAUGACUGUCUUCUGAUUUCUGGAUUAAUAGUGUAUAUUAUAUCAUCAAAAUGUGCACCAUACUCUUUUUUUUUUUACCAUACUUACCAUACUGGACAGUUCUCCAGACCACCAUAAGCCAUGCAAAUAAGGUGCUGCGUGAGAGAAAGGAACCUCUCCCACCUCCACACUGGUCAGUCUGCCUGAUGGGUGUGACUGGUAGACCCUUAAAAGUCCCUUGACCUAAACCAAUCAUUGCUCAUACCCUUUGAGACACACUCUCCAAGACUCAUCAAUCUUCAAGUACCUUUGUAGAUUUGUUGUGGACUAUUUGAUCUUCAGAACUCGAUGUAACUUCCACAAUUUGUUCUUCUCUCUCUCUCUCUCUCUCUCUCUCUCUCUCUCUCUCUCCUUGCUUUCAUUCAUUCUAUAUGCUCAGUCUUGUUUGCUGUAGUUUCGUUUAUUAAAUCCCUUAUAUUCACAA
Carassius auratus (goldfish) is the source of this 4783-nucleotide messenger RNA. RefSeq names its product STEAP family member 4 (gene steap4). The record is from RefSeq and is a predicted model, not a curated record. The transcript has 5 exons. Bases 318 to 1739 code for a protein of 473 amino acids. Gene Ontology annotation, cellular component: plasma membrane; endosome. Gene Ontology annotation, biological process: copper ion import. NCBI's taxonomy places the organism in Eukaryota, Metazoa, Chordata, Actinopteri, Cypriniformes, Cyprinidae. Gene Ontology annotation, molecular function: ferric-chelate reductase (NADPH) activity; cupric reductase (NADH) activity.